CCACAAAUAAUACCAGAUGACUGGUAGUGGAGAAGUAUAUAAAUUCAAAGGCUGAAGAGUUGUCAUUAAGACGCCCCAAAGUCUAAAAAACGACUAGAGUUGACUAUGUCUUUAAAGAUUAAUUUGUUGGUCUGUUUGUUCAUUUUUCAUCUGUUGGCUGCCGCUAGUGUUAGAGGGCACAAGAUAGGGAUCUAUGAGAUCAAGAAAGGAGAUUUCUCUGUUAAGAUCACCAAUUAUGGUGCCACAAUCAUAUCUGUUCUUCUUCCUGAUAAGCAUGGAAAAAUAGGUGAUGUUGUUCUUGGAUAUGACACUAUCCAGGAAUACAAGAAUGAUACAAGUUAUUUUGGAGCCACACUUGGAAGGGUUGCUAACCGGAUCGGUGGUGCUCAAUUUACUUUGAAUGGAAUCCAUUAUAAGCUUGUCCCCAAUGAAGGCAAAAACAUGUUGCAUGGUGGCCCUAAAGGAUUUAGCAAAGUUGUAUGGAAAGUUAGCAAGUACGUGAAAGAUAGUCCAAGUCCUUACAUAACUCUAACCUACUACAGUGCUGAUGGUGAAGAAGGAUUUCCUGGUGCUGUUCUUGCCUCUGUUACCUAUGCAUUGAAAGAUCCCUACAAACUUAGCGUGGUAUUUAGGGCAAAAGCACUGAACAAGGCCACUCCAAUUAACCUGUCUCACCACCCUUACUGGAACAUUGGUGGACACAACAGUGGCGACGUCUUGUCCCAAGUUCUUCAAAUUUUUGGAUCACACAUCACCCUAGUAGAUAAACAGUUCAUUCCCACAGGCGAAAUUGCCCCCGUCAAGAACACGCCGUAUGAUUUCUUGAAACCCCGUAAAGUGGGGAGCAGGAUCAAUAAACUCAAAAAUGGAUAUGACAUCAACUAUGUACUUGACAGCAAUGAAAAAAUGAAACCCGUGGGAAUAGUUUAUGAUAAGAAAUCAGGAAGAGUGAUGGAUGUACAAGCAUCUGCACCUGGUGUCCAAUUCUACACUGCAAAUGGGGUUAAUAAUAUAAAAGGGAAAGGUGGUUUUGUUUAUCAACCUCAUUCAGCAUUGUCUUUGGAGACUCUAGUGUUCCCUGACGCUGUGAAUCACCCUAAUUUCCCGUCGACAAUUGUAAAUCCGGGAGAGAAAUACGUCCACUCUGUUUUGUAUACGUUCUCCAUAAAAAAGUAGGAGUACUACAAUGCUUAUAUUUUUUUUUUAAAAUUUCCAUUAUGCUUCUGGCAUUUGUAUCUUCUGCAUAAAUUGAUGUUUCUGUCAAGGUUAUAUGUUAGAGUUAAUUUUAUCCAUGGUGAUUGAACUUU
This is a messenger RNA of Nicotiana tabacum (common tobacco), 1307 nucleotides long. RefSeq lists its product as uncharacterized. Gene Ontology annotation, molecular function: aldose 1-epimerase activity; carbohydrate binding. Lineage: Eukaryota; Viridiplantae; Streptophyta; Magnoliopsida; Solanales; Solanaceae. Gene Ontology annotation, biological process: glucose metabolic process; beta-D-galactose catabolic process via UDP-galactose, Leloir pathway. The record is from RefSeq and is a predicted model, not a curated record.